CAUACAUAGCUCCCGUAGAACAAUUUCUCCCUGUUGAGAGUGGAAAAGGCGCUCACCAUCCGCCAUCAUGAAGCGUUUUUUUCAGCCAGUGAAGGAGGAUGGCUCCUUCAAGAAGCCCUCUCUCUCGUCCGCCGAUCCCCUUCUUUCCACCGUCGGCGACUUAGUUUCCGUCGAGGGCAUUCACACCGUUGAAGCCGGCGAAAGAGAGAGGAGAGAGCCGUGCAAGUUUCUCACUUGGAACGCCAACAGCCUCCUCCUCCGCAUGAAGAAGGACUUGCCCGAAUUCUCCAACCUGGUCCAAACUCUCGACCCGGAUGUUAUCGCCAUUCAGGAAGUCCGAAUGCCUGCAGCUGGGCCAAAAGGAGGACAAAAGAACCCCAGUGAACUGAAAGAUGAUACAUGUUCUUCGAGGGAGGAAAAACAGGUAAUUAUGCGCGUGCUAUCGUCUCCUCCAUUUCAAAAUUAUCGUGUCUGGUGGUCUCUUUCAGAUUCCAAGUACGCAGGAACAGCUUUGUUAAUAAAAAAUCGUUGCAAACCAAAGAAGGUCUCAUUCUCCUUAGACGGGAAAGCUUCAAAGCAUGAACCAGAUGGGCGAGUGAUUUUAGCAGAAUUUGAAUCAUUUUUCUUGUUGAAUACAUACGUACCGAAUAAUGGUUGGAAAGACGAUGAGAACUCAUUUCAACGAAGAAGAAAGUGGGAUAAGAGGAUGCUCGAGUUUGUUGUCCAGCUAGAUAAACCAUUAAUUUGGUGUGGGGAUCUUAAUGUAAGCCACCAAGACAUUGACGUGAGCCAUCCUGACUUUUUCAGCAACGCAAAGCUUAAUGGAUAUAUUCCUCCCAACAAAGAAGAUUGUGGGCAACCAGGAUUUACUUUGUCUGAGAGGCGGCGCUUGAGCAACAUAUUGUCUCAAGGAAAACUGAUAGAUGCGUAUAGAUUUAUUCACAAGGAACAAGACAUGGAAAGAGGAUUUUCUUGGUCUGGCAACCCUGUUGGCAAGUAUCGAGGAAAAAGAAUGAGGAUCGACUAUUUUAUAGUUUCAGAAAAGCUUAAGGACAAGAUAAUUUCAUGUGAUAUGCAUGGGCAUGGAAUUGAGCUAGAAGGUUUUUGUGGAAGUGAUCACUGUCCUGUUUCACUCGAACUUUCACAAUUAACUUGAGCAUCUGCUGAUUGCAAGUUUGCAUUGGAAGAACUUGAAUCCGAGACGAUCCUUCUUAAGUAUUCAUAGAACAGAAAAAAAUAUAUUUUUAAACCUAUUGUCGUAUAUGAAAUACUUUGUAGGGAAAGCUUUUCUCUUUUUGUAUUAAGUAUCCUUGAUUUGUGUAUUAUUAUUUUUGUCUCAAUCAAUGUCCUCAGCUGAUUGACUGCUUUUAAAAUUGUUAAGGCAAGCAUUUUUUUGGUUCUGCUGUGUUUUCAGCUAUGCUGUGUAGAAAACUGAAUCCAUUGCUACUCUCAGAAUGGUGUAAAAAUUAUUUUUCUUUGCACAGCAUCAAUAUUAUUGAUAGCUGACAACCGUGAAUUUUGCGUUUGUGGUGAUUAUCUUCUUAA
Dendrobium catenatum is the source of this 1545-nucleotide messenger RNA. RefSeq names its product DNA-(apurinic or apyrimidinic site) lyase. Gene Ontology annotation, molecular function: double-stranded DNA 3'-5' DNA exonuclease activity; phosphoric diester hydrolase activity; DNA-(apurinic or apyrimidinic site) endonuclease activity. NCBI's taxonomy places the organism in Eukaryota, Viridiplantae, Streptophyta, Magnoliopsida, Asparagales, Orchidaceae. The record is from RefSeq and is a predicted model, not a curated record. Gene Ontology annotation, biological process: base-excision repair. The transcript is spliced from 9 exons. Bases 68 to 1156 code for a protein of 362 amino acids. Gene Ontology annotation, cellular component: nucleus.